CGGUUUGAAAGGAGCCCGCGCGUACCGGUAGCGGCGGGUGGAGCGGGUAGAAGACGCCGCCAGGACGCGUGCGCGCGAGGGGGGUGGAUCCUCUCGGCAGGCAGGCAGGAGGGAAGGAAGGAAGGAAGGAAGGUUCUGGGUGUUGGCGAAGCACCAUCGGUAGAUGUGCAGCUAACAGCAGAAGAUGAACUUUACCUCUGGAAUAAUGUUGGCUUUCUCGCUAUUGAGUGCUUUGUGGAGCAGUGCAGUUGUGGGAGAAGAAUUGUUGAAACAAUUAUUUAAAGAUACACCAAAAGCACAAGAAAUGAACUACAAUGAUAUAAUUAGCAGAAUCAUGAACAUUAAUGGACCUUUACUGAAUAUCAGUUCCUUACAAGGUAUUAUAACUGGUGAUUAUCGAGAGCAUGCAAAUACGAUUUGUUCAGCUGGUCACAAGAGUUGCUUAUGGCCCUCCUCACAUAAUAAGAAUAUUUAUGUACCCUAUGCUUUCAAAUCAAAUUACAAGAGAGCCCAUAAAGCAUUAAUUAUGACUUCCCUUUUUGAGUUUGAGUCUUUGACAUGCCUCAGGUUUAAAUACAGAACAAGGGAGGUGGCCUAUCUUGAGUUUAUUGAUGGGAUAGGAUGUUGGUCAUAUGUAGGACCAGGGAAACGAACACAAGAAAUAUCACUACAGGAGCCUCAUUGUGUGGAUGUUGGUAUAAUACAACAUCAAAUGAUGCAUGCACUUGGUUUUUAUCAUGAAACCUCUCGCAUUGAUCGUAAGAACCAUGUAGAAGUCAAAAUAGAGCACGUUGUAAAAGGAUUUGAGCACAACUUUAAUGUAAAGAAAUCCAAUAACUUGGUGACAGAAUAUGAUUACAGUUCAAUUAUGCAUUUUGGAAGAUACGCUUUUUCCAAAAUGCCUGGUUUACCUACUAUUGUGCCAAAACCAGAUCCAAAUAUAAAUCUUGGACAAUUGAUGGGAUUUUCCAAAACAGAUAUUUUAAAGAUAAACAAGCUGUAUCAGUGCAAUGUAUGUGGAAAUUUACUGACUGAAAAUUAUGGAAGUUUCAUCUCUCCACAUUAUCCAGAUUUAUAUCCUGAUUAUGCUCAAUGCAAGUGGAUGAUCCGGGCACCUUGGCAACAUAAGAUCAUCUUGGAAUUUAAUUUCUUUCAUAUCCAGAUAUAUGUAGGCUGCUAUCGAGAUAAUCUAAAAAUUUAUGAUGGUUCUACUGUUCAUUCACGAAUCCUUAAAGGACCAGUUUGUGGCAAAAUGGCUCCAGCAGUCAUCUCUUCCGAUCAUCAGUUAUUAAUUGUGUUUGUCUCAGGACAUUUUAAACACUCGAAAGGAUUCAGUGCUAAGUAUCGAUUUGUUACAUGUGGAAGAAUGUUGAUUGCUUCACCAACCAAAAUUAUUGGGAAAUUUGAAUAUAGAGCAACCUUAAAUCCAAAUGAAAUAUCAAACUGUUUUUGGUUAGUCCAAGCACAUAAAGGACAUAAGGUUGUCUUUGAAAUUACAACGUACAACUUCCAAAGAUCUGACAAUUGUACUAAUGCCUACAUGAAAAUUCAUGAUGUCGCUCGAGCACCUCCUACGAGUCAAGGAAAAUUCUGUGAAGCAACACCUAUACCUAUUGUUGAGGGCACUGCCCUCUUGCUAGAAUUUAAGCAUCCUGGAGCACAAAUACAGCCUGGACUGAGAGUUGAUUAUAAGUGUGUCAUUCAUCCAUUUGAAAGACAAGGUAAAAAAAUGCAACAAAAAAACUCUUCCCCAUCUUGUACCAUAAAUUUACUCUCAAAAUUCCAUUCUCCCCAAAAUCUUGUUUAUUCUAUUCAAUGGAGGUGGUCUUCACGUACAUAAACAUAUAUAGAACUAUAAUUUUCCUUGGCUUUGCAACUGUUGAGUGGCAUUGACCGAAGAACUGCACCAUUAUGAUACAGCUGCAAUUGAACACAGAGCAUAGGAAUAAGCUAUGAUAGGGCAAGAGAAACUAUCAGAAUAUUUUGGAGGAUAAGGGCAUUGGAUAACCCAUGGAAAAAAAAAAAUCUGCAAAUGCUUAAGAAUGAAAUAAAUGGACAAAUAUUCAGCAGAUCAGGCAUCAUCUGUGGAAAGAGAAACAUUUAAGGUUUCAGGUUGAACAGCCUCUCAGAACUGGAAAAGUCAAAAAAAAAUUAGUAUUAAAUUGCAGAGAAGGUUGGGUGGGAUGUGUAGGUCAAAGGGAGAAGGUGAUAAACAAUCAGCAUUGCCAAGGGGGUAGGUUAUAUAGUCUGAUGGGUUAAUCUGGACAAUUAAAGAGAAAGUACACAGAAUAAAACCUGGGGUGAGGGCAAUUUGAGAGAUAUACAGACAAAGCAAUGUGAAAAGUUGAAAAAUAAAAAGCACAUGCAUUGAACAAAUCAGGCUGUGCUGAAGGAUAUGGCCUGAAUCGAUAUCACAGACAAGUUGCUGGUCCACAAACUUCCGUUGGGCAUUAUCAGUGGGAAUAGGAAGGUGAAAUAAAGUAGCAUGCAACAGGGAACUCCAUCUGUGGGUAUUACCGUCUUUCAAAUACAAUAUCAAAUUCUGCAACCAGGUGACUUGCUUUCUCUGUCUGCAUCAGAAAUGGCCAAUUCUACAAUGUAUUCCAUAUUGGCUCAUUUUUUCUCACUAUAUUUCUGAUAUUCUGUGCAUUUCCUCCAGUCUUGCAUUUUGUAUUUUAUCACAUUCCUUUGUGCAUAUUCUCACUCAUCAUAGCUUUUGUUCAAUUUUCUCACUUAUCUAACUGGCCCGUUAACCCAUUACUCCCCAUAGCAACCCUGGAUUCAUCCUACCAGAGAUAUUGUCUUUGUUCUAUCGAACUAUUCAUCCGUGCAGAUUAAAUCUAACUUGUUUUCUUUGUUACCAGUUCCAACAAAGGAUGUUCAGCCUGAAGUGUAAACUCCACUUCUAUUUGCAUAGAUGUUACCUGAAUUGUUGAUUGUUUUCAAAUUUUUCUGUUUUGAAAGAGGCCAUAUCCACUUAAUAUCAUCGGGAAUGUUUUCUCUUAUAUCAAUGUGGCUAAGAUGAAUAUGUGAGUUUAUUAUGGUGACUUUAUUAUGUGAUGUGGUAGGGGGCUGGCAGUGAUGAUGUUUUUAUGUACCUGCUUUCCUUGUCUUUCUUAACAACAAAGACCAUUGGUUCGGGGGAUACUGUUAGACAACAAGUGCAGGAGUAGGCCAUUUGGCCCUUCGAGCCAGCACUGCCAUUCAAUGUGAUCAUGGCUGAUCAUCCACAAUCAGUACCCCGUUCCUGCCUUCUCCCCAUAUCCCCUGACUCCGCUAUCUUUAAGAGCUCUAUCUAACUCUCUCUUGAACAACUAGUGGUGAAUAGAAUGGAUGAUAGAUUGUCUGCUAUUCAAGUGGGCUAGGAUGGGUAGAUUGGUUUAGGUUUAUUAGUGUCAUGUGCCAAGGGACAGAGAAAGCUAGUAAGAUUAAAUGAGAACUUACCAGUUUGAAGUUUAAUCUUUAUUUUAUGAGGAGUUACGAUGAGGGAUUACGUGAAGACCCCGC
Messenger RNA from Leucoraja erinaceus (little skate), 3507 nucleotides. Its product is annotated as hatching enzyme 1.2-like. The coding region runs from base 185 to 1840 and encodes 551 amino acids. Lineage: Eukaryota; Metazoa; Chordata; Chondrichthyes; Rajiformes; Rajidae. Gene Ontology annotation, biological process: proteolysis. The transcript has 13 exons. The record is from RefSeq and is a predicted model, not a curated record. Gene Ontology annotation, molecular function: metalloendopeptidase activity; zinc ion binding.